Molecule: messenger RNA, 2081 nt
Organism: Amoebophrya sp. A25
Lineage: Eukaryota; Dinophyceae; Syndiniales; Amoebophryaceae
Source: the annotation of a GenBank genome assembly
AAUUAUGCUCCGUAAUUUUGGACACCAGGUUGUCUCGUCGAGAGAUCCACAAAUGUGCCAAAAACAUCCGCGAAUCCGAUUAAGCUCGAUCCUGAAAUUCUUGGAUCCAUGAUGACGAAAGAUCCUGUCAACUGAUUGCGAGCAAUAAGAUCUCUGUAUGGAUUUGGGAACGCGUCAAAGAUCAAGAGCGACUGGUUUAGUUUUCACCGGAAUAAGUCCAUCGACCUUGAUAUUUUUCUCGACUUGUGUCCGCCUCCACACAUUUCAUUUUCUUGUCACGCAAACAGGGAACCGUUGAAAGUAUCCAAGGUACUAUAAACUCGAUCUAUCCGCAAAAACCGACAGAAUGAGCAAGCUGAAUAUCGAAGGACUCAAGGAAGCUAUCGCCAGCGUCCUCCAAAAGUCCGAGGAGAAGAAGCGUAAAUUCGUCGAGACUGUCGAGCUUCAGAUUGGUCUCAAGGAUUACGAUACUCAGAGGUACAUUUUUCUACUGAUCCAUUUUGAGUCUAGCCUCCUCUUUCGUUUUUUGAAAGUAUUUCUGAUGACGAUUCAGAUUGUCUUGCAACAUGUGAACAAAUAAUUACUAUAACAGGGAUAAGCGUUUCUCCGGAAUCGUGCGUCUGCAGCAUGUGCCGCGUCCGCGUAUGAAGAUCUGCGUCCUCGGUGACGCUGUGCACUGCGAUGGCGCGCAGAAGUUGGAUAUGCCGUUCAAGAGCGUUGAGGAUUUGAAGAAGCUCAACAAGAACAAGAAGAUGGUCAAGAAGUACUGCACUUUACAUACCUUUUUAUCUUUGUGCCACUUCUAUUGUUUUAGGCGUCUGUUGCACCUGGCGCAAGAAUUCUGUAUUGUCAUUCUUUACCUGACGAGGCAGACUGGCUCACAGAAUGGAACAGCUUCCGGCAUGUGGUCACUCCUUGUGUCGUCGCGUCCAAAACAAGGAUGAAAGAUCAACUUUUUCUGAUUUAAGUUUGCGUCCGUUCCUGACCUGCGGUUUGUCGAGGCACCUUGUGCGAGAGUCUCGCCCAGGUUCGCCCACAUCCCGCUGUUCGUGCUACGGACGUGAAAAGUGUCAGAUACAAUGCUACUGUGGUUUUUUCGUUAUCCCGUGUACCUGCCUAGUGCUACUUACUUUGGAAGUUCCCCUACUAAAAUGAUGAUUCACUCAAUCCAAUGCUUCGUUACCUGCAGGCUGAGUUGGCCAACGAAGAGAAACCACUUCAUCGAGGACUAAUCUGAACGCGUAGAUAAAACCUCCAUAUCCUCUCGCGAAAUUUGUUGUAUCAAGUGUUUUGCUCCUUACGGUCGUCGACUUCCUACUUGAAAAAACGUGUGACCAAUUACAAUGUUUUUGUACUGACACUACAGGUUGGCUCGGAGCUACGAUGCCUUCAUGGCUUCCCAGGCUUUGAUUCCGCAGAUCCCACGUUUGCUGGGUCCGGGUUUGAACAAGGCUGGUAAGUUCCCGACCAUGAUCCAGCACACUGAUGUGUUGGAAGACAAGGCUACGGACAUCCGCGCCACCGUCAAGUUCCAGCUGAAGAAGGUUUUGUGCUUGGGCGUCGCUGUCGGUCACGUUGGUAUGACCGCGGACGAGCUCCGCCAGAACUGCUUGAUGAGUAUCAACUUUAUGGUCUCCUUGCUGAAGAAAAACUGGAACAACGUGAAUACCCUUCACAUCAAGUCCACUAUGGGACCAAGCCACCGCAUCUUCGGUUAAGCGCUGGAUGCAGGAACGCUUCAUCAGAGCAGGAAGAGGACUCGUUUGCCUCGCGGAUUGGGAAGAGUAAACAGUCAAAUCUCCAACCAUGGAAUAUUGAACAGAAUCUGCACGAUUGGCGACCAGCAAAUCAGGCCUCGACGAGUCAAUUGCGUAUUUGGAGACUAUUCUGGAUGCUUUUCUGAUCGAGCAGCGACGAAUAUCUUCGACCUUGGACAUGGGACUAGAUUUACCAACCAUGCCUUGCUGUGGUUGGGAGAUACAGCCGUAUCGCUCAGUCUGUCAACUCUUGCGGAUUAAUACAGAAUCGAGUCGUUGCCAUUAUUGUCUUUCGACAUGGCCUUCAAAAAGAAGGUGCUCGGG